AUGGAGCUGAAAGAAGGUGGCGAGGUGUCUACGGAGGUUGGCUGGGCGGAGGUGCCGGAGGGGAUGCGCGCGUUCGUGGCGAGCAACGGGCUGCCGGCCGAUGCCUACCAGCUGCGGGGGCUCUACCGCUUCGUGCGGCUCAACCCACGCCUCUGGUCCGCCAGAACAACCAGCCCCCUCGAGACUGCGGCAGUGCUCCAACGCGAGCUGGGCGGCGAGGGUGCGCUCGAGGCAGAGGCCGUCGAGUGGCUGCCCGGGUUCUACCGCCUGCCGCACUCGGCCUCAAUCUCCGACUCUGACCUGUACAAGACGGGCAAGAUAUAUGGCAUCGAUGCCAGCUCGGGUGCCGCCGUGGUGGCGCUUGAUCCGCAGCCGGGCGAUAACGUGCUCGACCUCUGCUGCGCUCCCGGCGCCAAGCUAUGCAUGAUCGCCGACAUGCUGGCGGGCCAGGGCACGGUCACGGGCGUGGACAUCGCCGAGGCGCGGCUCGGCGCCUGCCGCAACGUGCUCGCCAAGUACGAGAUCCCCAACGCGCGCCUCGUCCUCCACGACGGCACCACCGUCAACGUGCUCGCACCGCCCCGGAAGACCAUGGCUCUGGGCGCUGCGCCCACGGACAAGACGACAGACAACAACGAAGAAGAAGAAGAAGAGGAGGAGGAAGAAGCAGAAGAAGAAACGAAAGAGGGGCAAGAGGAAGAGGGCGAGGCCAAGGACGAUGAUGGAAGAGGAAAAACGUCGACGGGACGUAUUUGCCGUCAUGUCUCCAAGAAGAGGGACCGCGCCGAGCUGGCAGCGGCCCGGUGGCGAAAGAAGACGAAGCGGAAGCGAGUGCUCCCCGAUGAGCUGCCCCACGUGUUCUACGCCUACCCGUACGAUCUGUGCCUGACCUCGGCCAGCGCCCAGCUUUACGAUCGGGUCAUGAUCGAUGCCCAGUGCACGCUAGACGCCUCCGUACGACACAUUCUUCACUAUGGCAAGUUGGGCUGGAAGGACUUCACGCCUCGCAUCACCGAAGAAACCGUGGAUCUUCAGAAACGACUCUUGGCCAACGGCUUCCGCCUGCUGGCUCCUGGUGGGUAUCUGGUCUACAGCACCUGCAGCUUCUGUCGAGAGCAGAAUGAAGACGUCGUGUCGUGGCUGCUCGAGCGUGAGCCCACCGCACGAGUGGUGCCGAUCCCGGGCGCGGACCGGAUGCCGUGCUCAAAGGGGCUGCUGCCCCACACGCUGCGCUUCUAUCCGCGGGACACCCAGACGAGCGGGCUCUUCAUCGCCAAGCUCACCAAGCUGGCCGAACCGCACGCCACCUCCACCUCAACUUCCUCCACCGCCGCCGCAGCCGCCGCGACCGACCAGGUCGAAGAUGCAACCCGACGAGCAAUACCAUAG
Molecule: messenger RNA, 1389 nt
Organism: Acanthamoeba castellanii str. Neff
Lineage: Eukaryota; Discosea; Longamoebia; Acanthamoebidae
Product: NOL1/NOP2/sun domain containing protein
Exons: 7
Coding region: 1-1389 (462 amino acids)
Biological process (GO): RNA methylation
Molecular function (GO): methyltransferase activity
Source: RefSeq, a predicted model, not a curated record